Mirounga angustirostris (Northern elephant seal) is the source of this 3107-nucleotide messenger RNA. It is a transcript of the gene EME1, whose product is annotated as essential meiotic structure-specific endonuclease 1. Gene Ontology annotation, molecular function: crossover junction DNA endonuclease activity; DNA binding. Gene Ontology annotation, biological process: mitotic intra-S DNA damage checkpoint signaling; replication fork processing; resolution of meiotic recombination intermediates. NCBI's taxonomy places the organism in Eukaryota, Metazoa, Chordata, Mammalia, Carnivora, Phocidae. Gene Ontology annotation, cellular component: nucleus; Holliday junction resolvase complex. The transcript has 8 exons. The record is from RefSeq and is a predicted model, not a curated record. The coding region runs from base 1256 to 2953 and encodes 565 amino acids.
CGGCGGGCGGCGGGUUGGGGCCGGAGUUUUGAGCGCCGCCCGGCAGGGCCUCGGUAACCAGGGUGUCCGGGGCUCCGCCGCGCGGUGAGGACGCGCCGGACCGGCCUGGCAGGCAACCUCGGUUUGCCGGACUCUGGCGAGGUGCAGGGAGCGGACUCAGAGGAGGUCCCUCCCUAGACUUUCAGCGUCCUUUACCGAGGGCUUACUAUCGGCUGCGUGCUGUGCUAAGCGCUGUAGAGGCACGAUUUCAGUUACUUCGCACAAUCUUAUGAAGUAGGUGUUGUUAUCAUCUCUGUUUUACUAUGUUGGAAAGCGAGGCUCAGGGAGGUUACGCGGCCCAUCCGGGGUCACACCUACAGUGUUAGUGAACCUUUAUUCGAAGAGUGAUUCUUGUACACGACCCAGCAGUUGCACUUCCAGGUAUACAUGCAACAGAAUUGAAAACCUGUCCCCACAAAAACCUGGACGUGAAUGUUCAUGGCAGCAUUAUUCAUAAUGGGCAAAACCCGGAAACCAAAUAUCCGUCAGUGCUCAACAGAGAAGCAAAUUGUGGCAGAUCUAUGCAGUGGAAUGUUAUUCAGCCAUAAAAAGCCAUGAAAUACUGACACACGCCACAACAUAAACGAACCCUAAGAAACAUGCUAAGUGAAAGGAGGCAGUCACAAAGGACCACAUGCUGUAUGAUUGUUUGUACUAACUAUCCAGAACAGGCAAAUCCAUAAAAAACAAGUAGAUUUGUGGUUGUCAGGAGCUGGGGGACGGGGAAGUGAACAGUGACUGCUUAAUGGCUAUGGGAUUUCUUUUUGGGGUGAUGAGAAUAUUCUGGAAUUAGUGAUGCACAGUUUUGUGAAUAUACUAAAAACUACUGAACUGUACACUUGAAAGAGAAGUUUAUGGUAUGUGAAUGUUAUCUCAAAUUUUAGAGAAAGGAUGACUUGACAUCUGCAUUUCAAAUGCAGAGAUCAACAAGGGGGUGGUGUUGAGUCUUGUUACUACUGCAUUAACAUUUUCCGAUAGUAAUCUCCACUUUGUUUCUAGGUCACCAUGACCUAGAAGGGAUUUGAGGAGUCCUGUUAGACUACAGACAGCUGAGUUCCAGAUUGAAUGUGUUGGGACAGUAUCCUGUUUUUCUGUUUCUAUAUUGUAUGUAUUUCCAUAGUUUGGCCACAGAACAUGUCUAAUGGACUGAGUUCAGUGCUACAGUCUGCAUCUCAUCUCUUUUCCUUUCAGGGGAUUAAUUUGACAGCACGUAUUGAUGGCUCUAAAGUCAUCACUGGCACUGGAUUCCAGUGAGAGUGAGUCGGAAGAGUUGCCAACAUUUGCCUUCCUGAAGAAGGAACCAUCUUCAACAAAGAGGAGGCAGCCUCAGAGGGAGGCAAAAAUCAUUGUGGUUGACACCUCAGAUUCUGAGGCCUCCUGUCGUCCGUCACCAAGGUUGAAAGAUGUACCACCUAUCCGAGACACGGCUGAACCGGUCACACAAACAGAGCCAGUCAGGGUGCUAAGCAGUGAAAGUGAGGAUGAGGAAGAAUUAGCUCCCCUGGCUGAGAGGCUUACCUGUAAGUUUUUGACCCGCAAGCAGCUGAGCCCUGAGGAUUCUAGCUCCCCAGUUAAAAGUCUAUGGGAUCACCAAAAUAGUGCAGGAGCAUCACGUGACUGGGAAAACCAACCCUUUCCAAAGGUCCCUGAUCUUCCCCUCCAUGAAACCUCAGAGAGACAUGCAUCAACUAACAAGGACCCUGUGGGAGACAAUCCACGCCAUCAGCUUCCUGCCUUCAAAGCUACCUGCCCUGUCCCGAAUGGCAGCUGGACCGUAACCAAAACAAAUGCUGAGGUCCCCCCACUUCAGAAGAGAACCAAGCAUAGCCAGAAGGUCCAGAGAGGCUUGCAGGGAUGCCAGCCGCGGAGACAACAGGAGAGGACGGAGAAGGCAGCCCCGGUUAAUAGGCUGAAAGCUCAGAGGCCCGAGGAAUGCUUAAAGCACGUCGUCGUGGGGCUGGAUCCAGUGCUUUUGCAGACGGAAGGGGGAGGCCAGCUCCUCGGAGCCCUGCAGUCCAUGGAGUGCCGCUGCGUGAUCGAGGCACAGGCCGUGCCCUGCAGCAUCACCUGGAGGAGAAGGGCUGCGCCAUCCGAGGAUGGACAGGAAGACUGGGUGGAGGAACCAACGGUCCUGGCGCUGCUCCCGGCAGAGGCGUUUGUGUCCAUGGUCCAGAACUUCAAGCAGGGAAGUGUGGGCGGCACUGAGAAGGGGAAGGAGACGCUGCGGAGCUUUGUGACUGACGCCACAGCAAGGGCAGCUGGGAAAGCUCUGUCACUGGUGAUUGUGGAUCAGGAGAAACGCUUCAGUGCUCCGAACCCUCCAAGAAGAAGGAAGCAGGGAGUGGCAGAUAGGGAACAGGCCAAGGAGAAGAAGCAGAGACGACCAGAGGCCAACACAGGGUGCAUGGUGUCCAGGGUAGACGUGGAAGAGGCCUUGGUGGAUCUGCAGCUGUACACACAAGCCCAGGCCCGAACGGUGCAGAGCUGGAAAGAGCUGGCCGACUUCGCAUGCGCGUUUACGAAGGCUGUGGCUGAGGCGCCCUUCAAGAAGCUUCGAGACCAAACUAGUUUCUCCUUCUGCCUGGAGAGUGACUGGGCUGGAGGGGCAAAGGUGGACCGCGCAGGCAGGGGACUUGCGCUGGUCUGGAGGAGACAGAUUCAGCAGCUGAACCGAGUCAGCCUGGAAAUGGCCAGCGCCAUUGUGGACACCUAUCCCUCCCCCCAACUUCUGGUCCAGGCUUACAGACGGUGUCUCUCGGAGCAAGAACGCCAGAAUCUGCUUGCAGACAUACAGGUGCGUCGUGGGGAAGGCGUGACCGCCACCUCCCGCCGGGUCGGACCAGAGCUCUCCAGGCGCAUCUACCUUCAGAUGACUGCUCUGCAGCCAGAUCUCUCUUUAGACAGUGCAGACUGAUGCCAGCCCUGGGGGACCAGGAUGAAAAGCUGGAGAUUUCCACCUCACCCAGCUCGGAAGAGGACCACAGGAAGAGGCUGGGAGUGCCUCCCGAAGCACAAGCCUGGGUCGGGCUCACCACAGACUCCUUCCUGGGUGUCAGUAUCUGUAGAAG